Messenger RNA from Leishmania mexicana MHOM/GT/2001/U1103, 582 nucleotides. RefSeq lists its product as uncharacterized. The record is from RefSeq and is a predicted model, not a curated record. Bases 1 to 582 code for a protein of 193 amino acids. The transcript has a single exon. NCBI's taxonomy places the organism in Eukaryota, Euglenozoa, Kinetoplastea, Trypanosomatida, Trypanosomatidae.
AUGACGUACAGUGUUCUCCUCCUCGUGUACGUCAUCCUGCAGUUCAUCGCGUUCUUUUUCGUGCUGGUGGCCACGCCCAUCGAGAUGUUUGUGGAAAGAAACCCUCUUCGGAGUAGCUUCCCUGGUUGCUACACGUUGUGGGGUUUUAAAUUCGGCUGCCGAUCGCUUGAUUAUGUGUUCCCAAUAGAUCAGGUAUUCACGGACUGUCCUGUCGUACAGCACCGCUUCCGCGCUGCACAGGCGUUCGCCAUCAUCUCCAUCUUCGUGUACGGCGCGGCGUUCAUCCUGGGCUCGAUAUUGCUGUUCUGCUGUUCUUUCCUCCGCAUGGUCUGCCUGGCGCUGAACAUCGUUGGCAUUGCCACCUUGUGCGUUGUGUGGGCGGCCAUGGCAGUGACGUACAACAACCGAGAAGGGCGUGACUGCCCUGCUCUUAAAAAUCACUGGGCAUAUGGUACCGGCUUUGUUCUCUUUGUGAUUGCGUGGAUACUGGAUAUCAUCAACAUCAUUUUCCUGCUGUUACCUUACGAGGCCAACAACCAUGAUAAAGGUGGAAAGAAUGAUAGAGUGUCCUCGCAGAUGUAG